AUGCUUUUAAAAAUUUUCGUUAAAGCGUUUAUCGCUUUGCGGGUUAUAAAUUUAUAUCCAUUAAUUUGCGCAUCGUUACCGUUAUUAUUGCUAACGUUAAAAAAACCGUUGCUAUUAUCGGGCAUUUUUACCGGAAAAGUACGGAAAGCGGGCCGGGCAAAAAAAACGUUAAAAACGGCGGGAUCGGAAAAAGGAAAAACAAUAAUUGCCGCCCAACCAUUAUUACAAACGCCGUUACCGUUGCGGUUACCGCGCGUAGCAAAAUUAGCUUUGGCCGUACCUUUUUUUUAA
Molecule: messenger RNA, 291 nt
Organism: Gaeumannomyces tritici R3-111a-1
Lineage: Eukaryota; Fungi; Ascomycota; Sordariomycetes; Magnaporthales; Magnaporthaceae
Exons: 2
Coding region: 1-291 (96 amino acids)
Source: RefSeq, a predicted model, not a curated record